Messenger RNA from Vitis riparia (riverbank grape), 4025 nucleotides. RefSeq names its product MMS19 nucleotide excision repair protein homolog. Bases 39 to 3521 code for a protein of 1160 amino acids. The record is from RefSeq and is a predicted model, not a curated record. Gene Ontology annotation, cellular component: cytosolic [4Fe-4S] assembly targeting complex. Lineage: Eukaryota; Viridiplantae; Streptophyta; Magnoliopsida; Vitales; Vitaceae. Gene Ontology annotation, biological process: iron-sulfur cluster assembly. The transcript is spliced from 21 exons.
UCACGUUCCAAAACCCCUCUGCUCAACUACACAGCGCAAUGGCACAACUGAGUCAAUUGACUCAAUACAUUGAAUCGUACGUCGACUCAUCUCGCUCUUCGACUCAGCAGGCUGCAAGCGUGGACGCUAUUGCUUACCUUUUGAAGAAUGAUAUAUUAACUUUAGAGACACUUGUCAGAGAGAUGGGGAUGUAUUUGUCCACUACAGAUAACAUAAUCCGUGCAAGAGGUAUCCUUCUUCUUGCGGAAUUGCUUACACGUCUUGCAUCAAAGCCACUUGACAAUGUUACCAUACAUAGCUUGAUAAGCUUCUUCACAGAUAGACUGGCAGAUUGGAGAGCUUUGCGAGGUGCACUCAUUGGUUGCUUGGCAUUGAUGAAGAGGAAAAGUAAUAUUGGUAGGGUUACUGACAAUGAUGCAAGAGCACUUGCCCAGGCAUACUUAGAGAAUGUACAGGUGCAAUCUUUAGGACAGCAUGACAGGAAGCUCUGCUUUGAGAUUCUGGAAUGCCUAUUAGAUCAAUACCCCGAAUCAGUUGCUUCACUGGGUGAUGAUCUUGUUUAUGGGAUCUGUGGAGCUAUUGAUGGAGAAAAGGAUCCUCGUUGCUUAAUGCUCACAUUUCAUAUCGUGGAGAUUCUUGCACGACUAUUUCCAGAUCCAUCUGGUCCACUAGCUAGUUUUGCUGGGGAUCUUUUUGACAUUUUGGGCUGUUACUUCCCUAUACAUUUCACACACCCCCAAGGUGAAGAUGUUGAUUUGAAAAGAGAUGACCUCUCUAGGGCAUUAAUGCUAGCAUUUUCUUCUACAACUCUCUUUGAGCCAUUUGCCAUACCAUUGCUUCUUGAGAAACUUUCUUCUUCUCUGCCGUUAGCAAAGGUUGAUUCUUUGAAGUAUCUCAGCAAUUGCUUGUUGAAAUAUGGAGAUGACAGAAUGACAAAGCAUGUUGAAGCUAUUUGGUUUUCAGUAAAAGAUGCAAUCUUUUGUUCAGAGCAAGAACCCAUGUUAUCCUUGGCUUCAGAAUUACUAGAUCAUGUGGGCUUUCAGGAGAACGAAAUUGUGACAGAGGCUUUCAUACUUCUGCAGAAGGUUAUUUUGGAAAAUAGUGGUUUGUCAUUAAGUUUGAUUGUUGGUGAUAAAGAUAUAAACACGAUAGUCAACACAGUCACUAGUUUUAGAAGUUACAAUGAUAUUCCUCUGCAAAGCAAGCACAAACUAUGUGCAGUUGGUCGUAUCCUCUAUGUUUCUGCCAAGGCCUCUAUCACCUGCUGCAAUCGAGUGUUUGAAAGCUUUUUCUUCCGCUUGAUGGAUACUCUGGGGCUUUCAGUGAGAAAUUCAUCUGGGGAUUGCCUUCCAAAUUUUGAUUAUGUCUUUAGUGAAAGACUUAAUUUUGGGGCCCUUUAUCUCUGCAUUGAGCUCCUUGCUGCAUGCAGAGAUUUGGUGGUUGGCUCUGAAGAACUCACAUCAAAAUCUGUUUCAGCACAAGAAUCAUGGUGCUGCAUGCUUCAUAGCUUUUCGAGUUUAUUAAUGAAGGCCUUCAGUUCUGUAUUGGAUGCAAGCACAGACAAAGAUGCUUAUGAGGCAGAUAUCUACUCUGGAGUGAAAGGUUUGCAGAUUCUGGCUACUUUCCCAGGGGAAUUUUUACCAAUAUCAAAAUCCACAUUUGAGAAUGUUUUGUUGACAUUUAUAUCAAUUAUCGUUGAGGAUUUCAACAAAACAUUGUUAUGGAAACUAGCAUUGAAGGCAUUGGUGCAAAUUGGCUCAUUCAUUGAUAGAUUUCAUGAAUCUGAGAAGGCACUGAGCUAUAACUACAUUGUUGUUGAGAAGAUUGUUUCAUUGAUGUUUCUCGAUGAUUUUGGCCUGCCUUUUCAACUCAGACUGGAAGCAAUUUCUGAUAUUGGCACUACUGGUCUGAAUGUUAUGCUGAAAAUUGUUCAAGGGUUGGAAGAUGCUAUAUUUGCUAAUUUAUCGGAGGUUUAUGUCCAUGGAAAUCUGAAGUCAGCCAAAAUCGCAGUUCAGCUUUUGGAAUGUUACUCUAAUAAGCUGCUUCCAGGGAUCCAUGGAGCUGGAGAUUUUGAGGAUGUUCUUUCACGUUUUGCUGUUAAUAUUUGGAACCAAAUUGAAAAUAGCAUGGCUUUUAGUGUUGGGGCUCAGGAAAAUGAGCUUCUUAAUGCAACAAUGACAGCAAUGAAGCUUGCUGUUGGGAGUUGUUCAGAGGGAAGUCAGGGUAAAAUCAUUAAAAAAGCUUACAGUGUACUUUCAUCAUGCCCUUCUUUUACAUUGAUGGAAUCCAUGCCAAUCACCGGUACAGUCCAGUUGGAAGGGUUGAAACAUACUCAAGAUUUAGAAUGUUUUUCUUGUAGAGAUAAAUGGGUUAUUUCAUUAUUUGCAUCAGCAAUUAUAGCAGUUCGUCCUCAAACCCACAUUCCAAAUAUAAGAGUAGUGCUGCAUUUAUUCAUGACGACCCUUCUUAAGGGCCAUGUUCCAGCAGCUCAGGCAUUGGGUUCUAUGGUUAACAAACUGUGUCCAAAAUCCAAUGGAGUUGAGAUUUCAAGUACUUGUACUUUGGAAGAUGCACUGGAUAUAAUUUUCAACACAAGUUUAUGGGAUUCCCAUAACCAUGGUCCCUUAAAGAGAUGCAGUGGAAUAGGGGUGGACAAUGAGAUGGGUCUUGCUAAUUUAUGCCUUAGUGCUUCAAACUGUCAAUUGCUUCAAGUUUGUGCUAUUGAAGGAUUAGCAUGGAUAGGGAAAGGUUUGCUUUUGCGGGGUCAUGAAAAAGUUAAAGAUAUAACAAUGAUUUUUUUGAGGUGCUUGCUGUCAAGUGGGGGAAUAGAUAACUCGCCAUUGAACCAGGGUUCAUUAGAAAACAAUCAGGAGCAGGAUGUGCUUCCUUCAGUGGCGAAAUCUGCAGCAGAUGCAUUUCAUGUUCUUAUGAGUGAUUCUGAAAUUUGUUUGAAUAAGAGAUUUCAUGCAAACAUACGGCCGCUCUAUAAGCAACGCUUUUUCUCUUCAGUACUGCCCAUUCUGGUAUCUUCAAUGGCGGAAUCUCGUUUGUCUAACACAAGAUCUAUGCUAUAUCGAGCUUUAGCACAUGUUAUUUCUGAUACUCCACUCAUUGCUGUAUUAUCUGAAGCCAAGAAGAUCAUUCCAAUAUUAUUGGAUAGCUUAUCCGUAUUGAGUACUUAUAAUCUGGAUAAAGAUAUUCUCUACAAUCUCUUGCUAGUCUUAUCUGGGAUAUUGAUGGAUAAAAAUGGACAAGAAACUGUGGUCGAGAAUGUGCAUAUCAUCAUUAAUUGCCUUAUUGGGCUUGUUGGCUACCCCCAUAUGAUGGUUGUUCGAGAGACAGCAAUUCAGUGUCUUGUUGCCAUGUCCAGAUUGCCCCAUGCUAGGAUUUAUCCCAUGAGAACACAGGUUUUACGUUCUGUACAAAAAGCUCUUGAUGAUCCAAAGAGAGCUGUACGUCAUGAAGCUGUUAGAUGUCGACAAGCAUGGGCAUCAAUUGCUUCCAGAAGUCUUCAUUUCUGAAGUAAUGGGCUUUUUCAAAGCUUGCUUGGGACCACAAAGUGUGAGCAUCCAUGAAGUGCAACAUCAAUUUGGUUUCCUGCAACUUUGGCUUGUUCAGAUGAUAAGUUAAUCAACCAUGGUGAUUUUGGGAAGACGUUUAAAGCCAUCUCAUUGCAAAAAUGGAGACAUUGGAGACACUGUGUAGUGUAUGUAUAUACUGAGGAUGUUGAUUGGCAAAAUUUUUCUAGUCAAUAGUAAGCUUAAAAGAUAUAAGUCAAAAGUUACGAUAAGUUUGAAGGGUGGGUUGGUUUCUUUCUUUCUCCGUUUUUUUUUUUUUUUUUUGCCCUUAAUUUUUUUCCCAUAGGAUUCUUGUAUCAGCUUUGAGCUUUGUUGAGGUUGUUUGGUUGCUUCCGAGAAGCAAUUUUUAGUCUGAAGAUGUGUCUGUGAUGAGGGAACCUUUAUUUAUGUUGUGUACAGAAAUCAUUAACAUGAAAGUAAAAUUGAUCUUAACCCUAUUGUCUGAAA